CCUCCCGUUGUCUGUCAGCGGAAACGACGAGCAAAAUGGAGGGCUACGACCUGAAGGCAGAUGCAACCUUGCCGUCCGUGGUAGUCCCACCCACCGCUCGCCGGAAGACAAGGGUCAUGUCCAUAUUCUCUAUGCUAGCCUAUCUACUUGCUGGGCUGUAUAUCAUAUACAGUGUACAAUACAAGCGCACUACUCGACCGGCCGUCGAGAGAGAGUUGCAUCGGGCGGAGCCCGACUUCGAUUGGCUCUCCCUCACACCAUCAGAAGACAUCAAUUGGACACCCUGCUUCUCUGAAUACAAGUGUGCACGGAUUAUCUUGCCCCUGGACUAUCUGUCGCCGCCUGGUGUUGGCCCGAAUGUCACUAUCGCCCUUCAGUUGCUGCCGGCGGCGGACAAGGAAAAUUAUCGCGGUACCAUUCUGAUCAACCCUGGUGGUCCAGGCGGCGCUGGCACCGACCUGAUCAAGCGACGCGGCAAGGACAUCGCGCGCAUUUCUGGUGGCUCUUACGACGUGCUGGGCUUUGAUCCGCGUGGGACGGGCGCGAGCACGCCGUCCGCACAAUGCUUCGACUCACAGUCACAGCUCGACAUCUGGGGGAUCCAGGCAGGGGCCCAGCUGCUGAAUCUGACCGAUGGCUCGGUCGGUAUGGCUAGGGCACGCGAGCGGGUGGUUGGGCAGAUGUGUGAGAAAGCCCUGGGCGGGAACGGGAGGGAAGACCUCAACGGGACAGUGGAGGAAUGGGGUGCCGGACGGUUUAUGAGCACCGCCAGUGUGGCGACGGACAUGCUCAAGAUCACGGAGAAGCUUGGGGAAGAGAAGCUGAAGUAUUGGGGUUUCAGCUAUGGUUCCGUACUCGGGCAGUACUUUGCGGCAAUGUACCCUGACAAGGUCGGGCGACUCAUCAUCGACGGUGUUUAUGACGCAUACAACUACCGUGCCACCCUCUGGAACACCAACCUUGUAGACACGGACGCAGUCUGGGCAUCAUUCCACAACUUUUGUUACGAGGCCGGCCCGGAACAGUGCCCUCUUUACGAAUCGUCGCCUGCGGAUGUUCAGGACAGGGUGACUGCUAUCAUCAACGGUCUCACAGCUGACCCCCGCGCAAUCCCUUUCGCGCCAGGAGGACCACUGGUACUCACGAAGAAGACACUCCACAACUUUGCAUUCCGUGCCGCCUACAGUCCUGUCAUCAACUAUCCACCCCUGGCUGACAUCCUGCUAGCUGUCGAGCAGGAUAAUCAGACCGCGCUAGCAGCGGCGGCACCCAAGCUCGGCGGUGGCGUGCAGUGCAAAUGUGAACAGUCACUACCCUGGCUCAUGGACACCGAGGCAUUCUAUGCCAUUGCAUGCGGUGACGGCGACCCCAUCACCUACUCCGAUGAAGACUACGCCGAAUGGUUCUCCCACCUGAGCGAGACCUCGGAGUUUGCCGCGCCUAUCUGGGGCUUUGAGUACCUGCGCUGUUCCGAAUGGCGCAUCCGACCCAAGUGGCGGUAUAUGGGUCCGCUCGCCGCGGAGAAGACGGCCAAUCCGGUGCUGAUCGUGUCCCCAACCUAUGAUACUGUGUGUCCUCUAACUGAUGCGCGCGCGGUACACGCACGGUACGCUGGUUCUGGGCUGCUGGUGCAGAACUCAUACGGCCAUUGCUCCUUGGCCGCACCAUCGCUCUGCACUGCGAAGCACAUUCGUGCAUACUACGAGAAUGGGACGAUUCCUGAAGAGGGGACAGUUUGUGAAGUGGAUGAGUUGCCGUUCAUCGGUCAGGUUGGCGGCGAAAAGAUAGCAGCGAUGUCUGUGGAGGACAGAGAGCUUUUGGAGUCUUUGCGAGCUAUGGCUGAGGAAGUACCGACUUUUGGGCACUUCUGAUUUGUUGUACAUCCAUUUGGCAGACAUGAAAAAUGUAUCCCUCAUCUGUAA
Messenger RNA from Postia placenta MAD-698-R-SB12, 1922 nucleotides. RefSeq lists its product as hypothetical. Bases 36 to 1871 code for a protein of 611 amino acids. The transcript is spliced from 3 exons. Lineage: Eukaryota; Fungi; Basidiomycota; Agaricomycetes; Polyporales; Adustoporiaceae. The record is from RefSeq and is a predicted model, not a curated record.